ACCAAGAUGGCGCCUGGUUGGCCUCACUCUGGGGUGGGACGUGGCGGUGCGAGUGCGCCGGCGCGGCGCUACCACAGAGCGUCAGCACAGAGCGUCUCGCCAAGGGCGGGGGGCGUCGCUCCGUCUUUCCCUCCCAGCGAGUCUCGGCCGGAGCAGCGCCGCAGCGGGACCCGGCUGGCGCCCCAGGUGAAGCAGGAGCGGGGACUGUCCAGCCGCCGCCAUGGUUGCCCUAUCACUGAAGAUCAGCAUUGGCAACGUGGUGAAGACCAUGCAGUUUGAGCCUUCCACCAUGGUGUACGACGCCUGUCGGAUCAUCCGGGAGCGUGUGCCUGAGGCACAGAUGGGGCAGCCCAGUGAUUUUGGGCUGUUCCUUUCGGAUGAGGACCCGAAGAAGGGGAUUUGGCUGGAAGCUGGGAAGGCUCUGGACUACUACAUGCUCCGCAAUGGGGACACCAUGGAGUACAAGAAGAAGCAACGACCGCUCAAGAUUCGCAUGCUGGAUGGGACAGUUAAAACAGUCAUGGUGGACGACUCCAAAACAGUCACGGACAUACUCAUGACAAUCUGUGCUCGGAUUGGCAUCACCAAUCAUGAUGAGUACUCCCUGGUGCGGGAGAUGAUGGAGGAGAAGAAGGAGGAGAUCACCGGCACGCUCAAGAAGGACAAGACCCUGCUGCGGGAUGAGAAGAAGAUGGAGAAACUCAAGCAGAAGUUGCACACGGACGAUGAGUUGAACUGGCUGGAUCAUGGGCGAACACUGCGUGAGCAAGGCAUCGACGACAACGAGACGCUUCUGCUGCGACGCAAGUUCUUCUACUCCGACCAGAACGUGGACUCCAGGGACCCUGUGCAGCUCAACCUGCUCUACGUGCAGGCUCGUGAUGACAUCCUGAAUGGCUCCCACCCUGUUUCCUUCGACAAGGCCUGCGAGUUUGCUGGGUUCCAGUGUCAGAUCCAGUUUGGAUCCCACAAUGAGCAGAAGCACAAGCCAGGCUUUCUGGACCUGAAGGACUUCCUGCCCAAGGAGUACAUCAAGCAGAAAGGCGAGCGCAAGAUCUUCAUGGCUCACAAGAACUGCGGCAACAUGAGUGAGAUUGAGGCCAAAGUUCGCUACGUGAAACUCGCCCGCUCCCUGAAAACCUAUGGCGUCUCCUUCUUCCUGGUCAAGGAGAAGAUGAAGGGAAAAAACAAACUAGUGCCGCGGCUGCUGGGGAUCACCAAAGAGUGUGUGAUGCGUGUGGACGAGAAAACCAAGGAGGUGAUUCAGGAGUGGAACCUCACCAACAUCAAACGCUGGGCUGCCUCGCCCAAGAGCUUCACCCUGGAUUUCGGGGAUUACCAGGAUGGGUACUACUCAGUGCAGACGACGGAGGGGGAGCAGAUCGCCCAGCUUAUUGCUGGCUACAUUGACAUCAUCCUGAAAAAGAAAAAGAGCAAAGACCACUUUGGGCUGGAGGGGGAUGAAGAGUCCACCAUGCUGGAAGACUCUGUGUCCCCAAAGAAGUCAACUGUUCUGCAGCAGCAGUUUAACCGCGUGGGCAAGGUGGAGCAUGGCUCAGUAGCCCUGCCAGCCAUCAUGCGCUCAGGGGCCGGCGGGCCAGAGAACUUCCAGGUUGGCACAAUGCCACAGGCACAGCAGCAGAUCACCAGUGGCCAGAUGCACCGAGGGCACAUGCCCCCCCUGACCUCGGCCCAGCAGGCCCUGACUGGCACCAUCAACUCAAGUAUGCAGGCUGUGCAUGCAGCACAGGCCACCCUGGACGACUUUGAGACGCUGCCGCCCCUUGGACAGGACGCCGCUUCCAAAGCCUGGCGCAAGAACAAGAUGGACGAGUCGAAGCACGAGAUCCAUUCGCAGGUGGACGCCAUCACUGCCAGCACUGCCUCUGUGGUGAACCUGACUGCAGGGGACCCGGCCGACACAGAUUACACGGCCGUGGGCUGUGCCGUCACCACCAUCUCCUCCAACCUGACCGAGAUGUCCAAGGGCGUGAAGCUGCUGGCCGCCCUCAUGGAGGAUGAAGGAGGGAAUGGGCGACAGCUCCUGCAGGCUGCCAAGAAUCUGGCAAGUGCUGUCUCAGACCUGCUGAAAACGGCACAGCCAGCCAGUGUCGAGCCGCGACAGAACCUGCUGCAGGCGGCUGGCUCCGUGGGCCAGACAAGUGGGGAGCUGCUGCAGCAGAUUGGAGAAAGUGACACCGAUCCUCGGUUCCAGGACAUGCUCAUGCAGCUGGCUAAGGCAGUAGCCAGUGCAGCUGCUGCGCUGGUCCUGAAAGCCAAGAACGUGGCCCAGAAGACAGAGGACUCGGCACUGCAGACCCAGGUGAUUGCGGCUGCCACGCAGUGCGCCCUCUCCACCUCCCAGCUGGUGGCCUGCACCAAGGUGGUGGCUCCCACAAUCAGCUCCCCUGUGUGCCAGGAACAGCUGAUUGAGGCUGGCAAGCUGGUGGCGAAGUCAGCGGAAGGCUGCGUGGAGGCCUCCCAGGCAGCCACCAACGAUGACCAGCUGCUGAAGCAGGUGGGAGUGGCAGCCACAGCAGUGACGCAGGCCCUGAACGACCUGCUGCAGCACAUCAAGCAGCACGCCACCGGCGGGCAGCCUAUCGGGCGCUACGACCAGGCCACCGACACCAUCCUCAAUGUCACCGAGAAUAUCUUCAGCUCCAUGGGCGACGCGGGGGAAAUGGUGCGCCAGGCUCGUAUUCUGGCUCAGGCAACCUCUGACCUCGUAAAUGCCAUCAAAGCUGACGCCGAGGGGGAGACGGACCUGGAGAACUCGCGCAAGCUGCUGAGUGCUGCCAAGAUGCUGGCUGACGCCACAGCCAAGAUGGUGGAGGCAGCGAAGGGGGCUGCAGCCCACCCAGACAGCGAGGAGCAGCAGCAGCGGCUCCGGGAAGCGGCUGAGGGUCUCCGCAUAGCGACCAAUGCUGCAGCUCAGAAUGCCAUCAAGAAAAAGCUUGUGCACAAGUUGGAGCACACGGCCAAGCAGGCUGCAGCCUCCGCCACGCAGACCAUCGCCGCUGCGCAGCAUGCCGCCGCCUCCAACAAGAACCCGGCUGCGCAGCAGCAGCUGGUGCAAAGCUGCAAGGUGGUUGUGGAUCAGAUCCCAAUGCUGGUACAGGGUGUGCGAGGAAGCCAGUCCCAGCCAGAUAGUCCCAGUGCUCAGCUCGCACUCAUCGCGGCCAGCCAGAACUUCCUGCAGCCUGGUGGGAAGAUGGUAGCUGCAGCCAAAGCCACUGUCCCCACCAUCAUGGACCAGGCCUCUGCCAUGCAGCUCAGCCAGUGUGCCAAGAACCUGGCUGCAGCCCUCGCCGAGCUCCGGACAGCUGCCCAGAAGGCUCAGGAGACCUGUGGGCCCCUGGAGAUAGACUCAGCGCUCAGCAUGGUGCAGAGCUUGGAACAAGACCUGCAGGAAGCCAAGGCUGCUGCCAGAGACGGAAAGCUCAAGCCCCUGCCGGGGGAGACGAUGGAGAAGUGCGCCCAGGACCUGGGGAACAGCACGAAGGCCGUCAGCUCCGCCAUCGCCCAGCUGCUGGGGGAGGUGGCCCAGGGCAAUGAGAACUAUACAGGGAUUGCUGCCCGGGAUGUGGCCCAGGCCCUGCGCUCACUCAGCCAGGCUGCCCGCGGCGUCGCAGCCAACACCUCCGACCCCCAGGUGCAGAGUGCCAUGCUGGAGUGCGCUGGCGACGUCAUGGAUAAAGCCGGAAACCUCAUCGAGGAGGCGCGCAAGGGCGUGGGCAAGCCAGGCGACCUCGAGAGCCAGCAGCGCCUGGCCCAGGUGGCCAAGGCCGUGUCUCAGGCCCUGAACCGCUGCGUGAACUGCCUUCCUGGGCAGCGGGACGUGGACGCCGCCAUUCGCACCGUGAGCGAGGCCAGCAAGAAGCUGCUGGCCGAGUCGCUCCCACCCAGCACCAAGAGCUUCCAGGAGGCACAGAGCCAGCUGAACCAGGCAGCAGCUGGGCUGAACCAGUCUGCCAACGAGUUGGUGCAGGCCUCCCGGGGCACCCCCCAGGACCUGGCCAAGUCCUCUGGCAAAUUCGGGCAGGACUUCAAUGAGUUCCUGGAAGCCGGCAUGGAGAUGGCUGGCCAGUCCCCGAACAAGGAGGCCCAAGCACAGGUGGUGUCAAACUUGAAGAGCAUCUCUAUGUCCUCCAGCAAGUUGCUCCUGGCCGCUAAGGCGCUCUCCGCAGACCCCGCUGCCCCCAACCUCAAGAACCAGCUGGCAGCUGCUGCACGGUAGGAGGCCGUUCACAGU
Messenger RNA from Gopherus evgoodei (Goodes thornscrub tortoise), 4255 nucleotides. RefSeq names its product talin-1-like. The transcript is spliced from 30 exons. Gene Ontology annotation, cellular component: cytoskeleton; plasma membrane; focal adhesion. Bases 221 to 4240 code for a protein of 1339 amino acids. The record is from RefSeq and is a predicted model, not a curated record. Lineage: Eukaryota; Metazoa; Chordata; Testudines; Testudinidae. Gene Ontology annotation, molecular function: integrin binding; structural constituent of cytoskeleton; actin filament binding. Gene Ontology annotation, biological process: platelet aggregation.